Molecule: messenger RNA, 1229 nt
Organism: Neltuma alba
Lineage: Eukaryota; Viridiplantae; Streptophyta; Magnoliopsida; Fabales; Fabaceae
Product: PRA1 family protein E-like
Exons: 2
Coding region: 247-843 (198 amino acids)
Biological process (GO): vesicle-mediated transport
Cellular component (GO): Golgi apparatus; endoplasmic reticulum
Source: RefSeq, a predicted model, not a curated record
UGCGCAUUUCAUUCUUUGAGUCACAUGAAACGGCGUCGUUCAUGCCCUCUCAAGUUUCACAGUUGGCAACUGAAGUCAGUUAAAUCAGAGCUUCCCCGAAGCCAAGCGCCUUAGCUCCUUCAUUUUCUUCUUCCCCUCGCUCUGAAAUGGAUGUAACUUCUCCUUGUUAGGGUUCCAAUCCGUCUCUGCUAGAUUGAUUAAUUGAUUUUCAAGCUUUAGACUUUGGUUUCGAAUUUCAUUCUCUAAAUGUCUUCCACAUCGAUGCCGAAUUACAGCUCGCUUCCCUCAACCUCCAAUACCCCUGGUUCUUACCUUGGCCCACGCGUCAGGACAACAGCUCAAUCCGUUUACGCCACUCGCCGCCCAUGGGAGGAGGUCUUCGCUCUUUAUUCCUUCAAUCGCCCGUUCACCUUUGGAGAAGCCACCAUGCGCAUAAAGCGCAACCUCAGUCACUUCCGCGUCAAUUACGUUCUUAUUGUUCUCGUAAUUCUCUUCCUUAGUCUUCUCUGGCACCCGAUAUCGUUGAUUGUCUUCUUGGUGGUGUUCGUCGCCUGGUUCUUCCUCUAUUUCUUCCGGGACGAGCCGGUGAUGGUGUUCAAUCGCCAAAUUGACGACCGGGUUAUGCUGGUUGCGCUUGGGUUGGUGACCAUUGUGGCCUUGAUUCUCACCGGCGUCUGGUUGAAUGUCUUGGUUUCAAUUUUGAUUGGGCUCGCAGUUGUCGGACUGCACGCGGCGUUCAGGAGUACGGAAGAUUUGUAUGUGGAUGAGCAAGAUGCCUCCGAUGGAGGGCUACUCUCAGUUGUAGCUAGCCCCCCAAGACGAACAGGGUACCCCAAGGUUUAGGUUUUUUCUUUUGUCAGUUUUGGGUUCAAUGGAUUGUGGAGUUUCACGAUUUAAAUAAGAGCAUGUGAGUUUUGGGUGGCCCUAUUUGGAAAUGAGAAGCAGUUGAAGGAAGCAAAGGAAGAAAUGAGAAUAGCUGCUUUCAGAAAGGCUACCAAAAGCCGAUGCUUUUUCAUUUUGGUUCUACAGUGGAAUCUCAGGGCAAGCACCUUCUGAGACUCAUAUUCUCCUCCUUGUUACUGCCAUACAAAGACUUGAUUUUAUAUGUCUUGUACUGUUUUGUGAUAAAAAGGAAAACAAGAAAAUUUGUUGGCACUGAGGUUUCCAAUAUGUUCUUAACAGUUCCUGCGCCUCUACUAACUUUCCCUGAUUAGAAUUUUCACUCCUUU